GAAACGACGCGACCCCUGGCCAGAGCGAGAGAGCGAGCCCAGGGCGCGCGGCGGUUACCGUCGAGACGUCGCCCCUCCUCGCCGUUAAAUAACGCGCCGCGGGGCCGGGGCAGACGCCGCACGCAACGCAACGAAGCGCCAAAUCCGACCGCCCAGGCUCUCGCAGGACUCGCGCGCUGCUGCUCCCACGGUCGCCGUCGCCCCCGCCGGCGGUGGUUGCCGUUUCUCGCCAUGUACCCGAAGCAGGUGGAGGAGGGUGCGGCCCCGCUGCGGGCCCAGUCGCCGCCGGCCACGGGCUUCCCGAUGAACGGCGGGGGAGGGUACUACCAGGCGGGCGGCGCCACCGCGGCGCUGGCGGUGCAGGCGAAGGCGCCCGUCGCCGCGUGGUCCACCGGCCUCUGCAACUGCUUCGACGAUUGCGGCAACUGCUGCGUGACGUGCCUGUGCCCGUGCAUCACGUUCGGGCAGAUCGCGGAGAUCAUCGACCGGGGGUCGACGUCGUGCGGCACCAGCGGGGCGCUGUACGCGCUCAUCAUGCUGCUCACGGGGUGCCAGUGCGUCUUCUCCUGCUUCUACCGCGCCAAGAUGCGCGCCCAGUACGGCCUCCGGGAGAGCCCCUGCGCCGACUGCUGCGUCCACUGCUUCUGCGAGUGCUGCGCCCUCUGCCAGGAGUACCGCGAGCUCAAGAAGCGGGGGUUCGACAUGAAGCUAGGAUGGCACGCGAACAUGGAGAGGCAGGGGCGCACCGCCGCCACCAUGCCGCCGCAGAUGCACCCCGGGAUGACCCGCUGACGAUGCCGCCGCCUGCCUCUGCGGCGGAUACCAAAUGCUAUACAUCCCUAGCUCCUUGGGCUGUUGCUGCUGAGCGCCCGUGUAAUUAAGAUAUGUGGCCUCCUAUGAGCUUGUCAUGCGAAGGAAAAUUCUCUGUUUGGUAGCUCUGAAGAUCUGGUCUUUUAGCUGGCGUGAUGGGAACUGAUGCACGUUGCAUCGACUCAAAUGUACUCACCCAUUGGAAAACGUAGAGUUGCUUCUCGCUUGCACCCCUA
Messenger RNA from Panicum hallii, 1046 nucleotides. RefSeq names its product cell number regulator 2-like. Lineage: Eukaryota; Viridiplantae; Streptophyta; Magnoliopsida; Poales; Poaceae. The coding region runs from base 232 to 792 and encodes 186 amino acids. The transcript has 3 exons. The record is from RefSeq and is a predicted model, not a curated record.